Diaporthe citri is the source of this 735-nucleotide messenger RNA. RefSeq lists its product as uncharacterized. The transcript has 3 exons. Lineage: Eukaryota; Fungi; Ascomycota; Sordariomycetes; Diaporthales; Diaporthaceae. Bases 1 to 735 code for a protein of 244 amino acids. The record is from RefSeq and is a predicted model, not a curated record.
AUGCCCUCCCGCUACACAGAACUCGACACCGACGAGGAGCGCCUGCCCGAAGGCAUGGUCCGCGUUGGCUAUGACGCCGACACCCAGGUCUACACCUUCCGCGACGCAGACGGCAGCCUCUGGGAGGGCCCGCCGGGCUCCCGCUACGGGCAUCUCACCAAGGUCGCCAACGCCCCCAAGCCCCCGUCUAACCUCGAGAACAUCGACGUCGAAGCCGGCGACGCCGACGCCCCGCCGCCCUACGACGAGAACGAGGCAGCACAACCAUUCCUCGACCACGCGACCGCACGCAGCAACCUGAGUCAGAGAUGGGCCGACGACGCCAUGAAGAGGCACUGGCGCGCCGAACUGAUGCCUCUGCUGAACUUCUUCUUCAUCCUGGCACUCUUCCUGAUGGGCGUCUUCUGGUUCCUCGGCUGGAUGGCCAAGUCUGAGCACAUGGCGCACUGCGGGCCCGGCAGCCACGGGCACCAGAUCCAGCGCGGCGAGACGUGCUGGAGCAUCGCCAAUAUGCACGGCAUCGACGUCGAGAAGCUUAAGGCGGCGAACGAGGGGAUCACUUGGGCAGGAUCCAUGGCGGUCAUAUCUUCCCGGACAAACCCCGAGAACACUACUAUUCUAGAGACGAGUGCCAGCCCCUCGGAACGCCCCGGCUUGCAGACCGCCCUGCCGAAGGGCGUGGUCAUGGGUCUGGCUAGACGGGCCCUGCCGGCAAGCCACCGUGAAGAGGCUUGA